AUGGGAAAUUUGAGUCAAACUAGUGCAAUUAUGUCAUUAAUCACAUUUUUGCAAAACAUUGGCUCAGCAAUUGAUUUCGAUAAGUUUCCAGUCACAGCCAAAAUCAAGAAAUGGGCCGGUGCACUGAAAAAUCUAAUCACAUUAAUUGCCACAGCUGUUUUAUCGUUUUUUGCAGUCGUAUUUUUGAUACCUGGAUUAUUGGGUCUUUGCGAAUGGUCACGAAGAUUGAGACUCAAACUAAAAUCCAUAUUGAAAAAGUUGACAUUUACAGUAUUCGCAUUGUUCUUGGAUAUUUUCUACGUUCCAAUUUUGACAUAUUUCUUACAAAUAAUUUACAGUACAUCUGUUCAAUGUCCAGAAGGAUAUUACUGGGGAGCAUAUAGAGGCGAAGAUGCAUUACUUAAGACAAAAGGUCAUUGCAUUCCAUGCGGGCCAAUAUUGAAGUAUAAAUACCCUGGAAUUCAAAACUUCAUUAAUGACCAAGUAAGUCCUAACACAUCUGCUUCUGUGUUCAGAAAAUUUACAAAAUUCAUGUCAAACAAUCCAGGAAUUUUAGAAGAAACAUUUAAUGCAUUAAAUGCCUCGCUUGAUCCUUAUUCAGAAAUCACUAAAACGUGUCCUUAUUUAUGUUCUGGUAAUCCAGUUCGUGUUGUUAAAUCAGAGCCAUCAAUUUACUUUGAUUAUCAAAUAUUGCCCACUUAUACAUUGUUCUUGUAUUGGGCCAUUGCAUUUGUUAUGAUUGGAUGUCCUGUUUUAUAUUUCUUUUUAAUCAACAGAGCGAGAAAACAAUUCAAAACAAUGGCUGCAUAUGGAGAUUCUAAAGAAUACAGAUGGCAUUGUUUGAUGAUCAGAGUUGAAACAGUUGGAGCUAAGUUCUGCAAAGAUUUGACAUAUUUCAAUCCAUACUGGGCAAUUGUUAAGAUUCUUUGUUUUACUUGUUACUACAUUGGCAAACUUUGCACACAAAAACAUCAUUGGCUGUCUUCCAGUUUUACACAUUCUGAUGUUUAUAUUGACAUUAGUUCGCCGACCAUAUUUUGCAUUUCUCAACAACAUUAUUGA
Messenger RNA from Trichomonas vaginalis G3, 1062 nucleotides. RefSeq lists its product as uncharacterized. Bases 1 to 1062 code for a protein of 353 amino acids. The record is from RefSeq and is a predicted model, not a curated record. Lineage: Eukaryota; Parabasalia; Trichomonadida; Trichomonadidae. The transcript has a single exon.